Molecule: messenger RNA, 1701 nt
Organism: Oryza brachyantha (malo sina)
Lineage: Eukaryota; Viridiplantae; Streptophyta; Magnoliopsida; Poales; Poaceae
Exons: 2
Coding region: 1-1701 (566 amino acids)
Source: RefSeq, a predicted model, not a curated record
AUGGUCUACAUGGGUCACAUGAGAUUUCUCCCACGGUAUCACCCUUACAGGAAUAUGAAAAAAAAUUUUAAUGGCCACAGAGAUACAGCCAGACCCCCAGAACACCCAACAGGGACAUAUGUGCACAACUUAGUGAUGGGAAUAACCAACGAGUUUGGAAAAAAGAGAAAAGCUGUAAAGGCAAAAGAUAAGAGCAUGUGGAAGAAAAAGUCAAUAUUUUGGAGACUACCAUACUGGAAGGAUCUUGAGGUUCGCCACUGCAUAGAUCUGAUGCAUGUUGAGAAGAAUGUAUGUGAGAGUUUGAUGGGGCUACUGCUUAACCCAGGCAUUACAAAGGAUGGUCUAAACGCCCGACGAGAUCUGCAAGACAUGGGUAUUCGUCUGGAGCUACAUCCCGUUACCACAGAGUCUGGCAGGGUGUACCUUCCUCCAGCCUGCUACACUCUAUCGAAAGAUGAGAAGAUGAAUUUGUUGACAUGUCUUAGUGGUAUAAAGGUUCCAUCUGGUUACUCGUCAAGAAUUAGUAGGUUCGUUUCACUGCAAGACCUUAAGUUGGUAGGAAUGAAGUCGCAUGAUUGUCAUGUUCUUAUAACACAAUUGUUGUCCGUUGUAAUAAGGAAUAUUUUGCCUCCUAAGGUGCGAUACACGAUAAUGCGGUUAUACUCCUUCUUCCAUGCUAUCGGCCAGAAGAUCAUUGAUCUUGAGGGACUAGAUGAACUACAGGCAGAAAUUGUGAGAACGCUAUGUCAUUUGGAGAUGGUUUUUGUACGAAACCGAUCCCACCCCGAGGGAAGCAUCAUUGAGAGUUACACCAGCGAAGAGGUCAUCGAUUUUUGUGUGGACUACAUGUCGGAAACCUCUUCAAUUGGAUUACCACGAUCUCAUCACGAGGUGAGGCUUGAUAGUGUGGGUACUGUUGGACGGAAAAUAAUAAGGAUGGAUCGAAAGGUGUAUGAUAAGGCUCAUUUCACGGUACUCACGCAUAUGACCGAGGUAGCGUCGUAUGUUGAUGAACACUUGGGAUUUCUCCGACAUGAAAACCCAGGCCGAUCAGAUAGUUGGGUUAGAAACAAGCACAUGUCUUCCUUCAACGAGUGGUUCAAGAAUAGAAUUACGAACGAGCAGAACUUGUCUAGUGAAACAUUGAAGUGGUUGUCACAGGGUCCUGAAUGGAGUGCCACAACUUGGCAAGGAUAUGACAUAAACGGAUACACCUUUCACACGAUGAAGCAAGACAGUAAAUGCACAGUGCAGAACAGUGGGUUGCGCAUUGAGGCUGGUACCGACGACGGUGGUCGCCGUGAUCAGUACUACGGCAGAGUAGAGCAAAUAUUGGAGCUAGACUACUUGAAGUUCAAAGUCCCGUUGUUUCGCUGUCGAUGGGUCGAUCUUCGCAAUGUAAAAGUUGAUACGGAAGGUUUCACCACUGUCAAUUUGGCUAACAACGCCUACAAGGAUGAACCUUUCGUUCUUGCUAAACAAGUUGUUCAAAUCUUCUACAUACUUGAUCCGUGUAACAAGAACCUACAUGUUGUUCAUGAAGGCAAAAGAAGAAUAGUUGGAUUGAAUAAUAUCACAGAUGAAGAUGACUACAACCAGCACGUGCAUGGCAUAGCUCAAGAAAUACCUCUAGAAGAGGAGGAAGCGGAAGAUGAUGUUCAACAUGCCCGCGUCGACCAUGAGGAAGGAUUAUUUUUGUAA